ACACCUAGAAUUCCGAAAUCUUGGUUUAUUUCUCUGUUUUACCUCGGUAGGGUUUUCACAUUCUUUUUUUCGCAAUUAGGGCUUUUCAAGUAAGCUAAAGCUUAUACGGAAAACAGGGUUUUGGGGAUUUUUUUUCUUUCUUCUUCAUCUUUAAUUUCAAAGUCAUGAUUCUGUCAAGGUUUUGAGUAGUGUUCUGUUCUGCUAAGGUUUAAAGUGACCUUUUGUUAGCAUUUAUAAGAAAAAAGAAAUAGCAGAGAAAGAGAUAUAUUUAUAUACAGUCUCUCUGAUCAGCGUCAUGAUUAUGAUCUCCAAUACGGGUUUGUUCUAAAGUCUUGAUCUUUACAGAAGAAGAAGCCUUAAAAGCGUGUCUGUAUAUAUAUAUAUACAUAUAGGGUACAAGUUUAAGUUUUUCUGUCUUGGGUUUCUCUCUGUUUUUUCUUUCCCUUAUUGUAAAAGUAGUCAUUUCUUCAAAUGGGGCCUUCUGGAAGAACAAGAACAAGAACAGCAGCAAGAAAGAGUAGUAGUAGUAGUAGCAGAAGUAUUAACAAAAGAAAAAGAAAAAGUCAUCAGUUGAAGAAGAAUGUAGUUGAACGACAAAAGAAUGAAGAAACGACAACAAAUGGUAUUCAUUCAUCAUCAUCGCCGUUGUCGUUUUCGUCUUCUUCCAACGACGAUGAGUUGCCUAAAACAGAAGGCAUUGAGUUUGAAGCAGUGGACGACGUCGUUUCAACAAGCAGCAAUAGCGGUUGUUCAACACCCAAAGGUAAGAGAUUUCGUAUACCAGAUGUGGUCACGUGUCCACCAGCACCAAAAAAACAAAGGGUUAUUUCUACUAAUUUCUCCCUUCAGAGAACUCCAAUUGCUUUCUUUGCUCCACCAGAUUUAGAGCUUUUCUUCUACUUAGCUGUUCGCGGUAUUUCAGUUUGAAAUAAAAAGGAAGAAAAAAAAAAUAGUAUUAUUAUUAAUAAUGUGUGUGUGACUACUCUUCAUAAUAUAAUUUUUAUAUAUUAUGGACCAACUUUUAAUUAGUCUUUAUUUUGAUUGAUCAUAGUGUUUGAAUGAUUUUCAAGAGAGAGAGAGAUUACUACUACUGCUAUUAGCUUUUGCUUCUUUUAUUAAUUAACAAUAGUUAAUUUGAGUUAUUGGGUUUCAAAUUUGUAGGGUAUACUAAUGAUCAAGUAAUAGUGUAGUCAUGGAGUACUUAAUAUUGCUGUAUAUUAGUAUUUUCUAAUAUGUAUGUGGCUGACCAUAUGGUGGGAGUAUAAGAAAGUGUUCUGAGUUUGAUU
Messenger RNA from Cannabis sativa, 1286 nucleotides. RefSeq names its product cyclin-dependent protein kinase inhibitor SMR9. Bases 472 to 927 code for a protein of 151 amino acids. The record is from RefSeq and is a predicted model, not a curated record. Gene Ontology annotation, biological process: regulation of DNA endoreduplication. The transcript has a single exon. NCBI's taxonomy places the organism in Eukaryota, Viridiplantae, Streptophyta, Magnoliopsida, Rosales, Cannabaceae.